This is a messenger RNA of Rhizophagus irregularis DAOM 181602=DAOM 197198, 837 nucleotides long. The record is from RefSeq and is a predicted model, not a curated record. Lineage: Eukaryota; Fungi; Glomeromycota; Glomeromycetes; Glomerales; Glomeraceae.
AUGAGUAAUAGGCGGAAGAUUGAUAAUGAAUUCUAUUUAAAAUUAUUAUUUAUAGAAGAAUUUUUAGAAAAAAAUAAUAUAGUUAUAAUGGACUGUAACGAAAAAGAAUAUAAAAUAGUGAAAAAUUUAAAAAAGAAGAUGAGAGAAAGUUUGAAUGAUAAAAUAAUAAAGCAGAUGAUAAAUCAUCAAGUCGAGAUAGUAGAAGAAGCACUAUUAGUUAACGAAUAUAAUUUAAUUUGGAAUAAAAAAAUUAUAACUGGAGGAUUUCGGAACUGGAAAAAGAAAGUUACGAACGUGAUAUGGAAAAAUGAAAUUCUCAAUAGCGAAAAACUAGAUGACCUAUUCAUGUACAAUUUCAGAAAUGGCUGUAUUAAAAAUUUAUUAAAAGAACAGCCAACUUACGGCACUCUUUUUAAAAGAAAUAAAAGAAAUACUAAUAAAAUAGAAAAUGAAGAAUGCAAAAGAUGUGGUAAAAAUGAGAAAGAAACUUGGGAACAUAUUUGGUUAUGUGAAGAUAACGAAAUUACGAUAGAUGAAAUUGAUCUUAGAACACCCUUCGAUAAUUUAAGAGGUAAAAGUCGAAUAUGGGAGAUACUUAGAGGAGUGUACAACGAGAAUUUCAAUAAACUAACGCAAAAGAAAGAAGAAAAAGCAGUUAUAAAAAGAUUAUGGAAUUUUAUUUACAAAGAAUUCAAAAACAGAAUAUGGAUACCAAGAUGUGAAGAAAUAAAAAGAAUAGAACAAAAGGAAGGUAUACAAAAAAUAGAUCUGAGGAAAAAGAGAAACAGAAUAGAUGAAGAUCACAUGACGGAUAAAGAUAUCGAAAACAAAAAUUAG